This is a messenger RNA of Mandrillus leucophaeus (drill), 996 nucleotides long. RefSeq names its product olfactory receptor 10T2-like. The transcript is spliced from 2 exons. The record is from RefSeq and is a predicted model, not a curated record. Gene Ontology annotation, biological process: G protein-coupled receptor signaling pathway. Gene Ontology annotation, cellular component: membrane. NCBI's taxonomy places the organism in Eukaryota, Metazoa, Chordata, Mammalia, Primates, Cercopithecidae. Bases 1 to 996 code for a protein of 331 amino acids. Gene Ontology annotation, molecular function: G protein-coupled receptor activity; olfactory receptor activity.
AUGGCUCUUAGUUUUCUUGCUCAGCAGCCAGACUUUGAAUUUUCUGUAGACCUGCAGCAGGAAAAUGGGACCCGGCUGGUGACAGAAUUCCUGCUGGUGGGAUUCUCCAGCCUCCCACACCUGAAGACCACACUCUUCACCCUGUUCUUCCUCACCUACCUGGUCACCCUUGGUGGCAACGUCACCAUUGUCACCAUCAUCCAUACGGACAGGUUGCUCCACACUCCCAUGUACCGCUUCCUGGCGGUGCUGUCCCUCUCAGAGACCUGCUACACGCUGGUCACCAUCCCCAACAUGCUGGCUCAUCUGCUGAUGGAGAGCCAGGCCAUCUCCAUCCCUGGCUGUCGGGCUCAGAUGUUUUUCUUCCUGGGUCUGGGAUGCAGUCAAUGCUUCCUCCUUACCCUGAUGGGUUAUGAUCGCUAUGUGGCCAUCUGCCACCCAUUGUGCUACUCUAUGAUCAUGAGACCCACGGUUUGCCUCUGCCUGGGAACCCUGGUUUUCUGCUCUGGGUUCCUGGUGGCCUUGAUCGAGACCAGCAUGAUCUUCUCAUCCCCCUUUUGCCGCGGAGACCGCGUGGAGCACUUCUUCUGCGACAUUGCCCCGGUGCUGAAGCUCAGCUGCGCCGAGAGCACCCACAAGGCGCUGGGCAUCUUUUUCCUGAGCGUCCUGGUGGUGCUGAUCUCCUUCGUCCUCAUCCUCCUCUCCUAUGCCUUCAUCGUGGCAGCCAUCGUGAGGAUUCCCUCCGCAGCUGGCCGGCGCAAGGCCUUUUCUACCUGCGCGGCCCACGUCACCGUGGUCGUGGUACAUUUUGGCUGCGCCUCCAUCGUCUACCUGCGUCCGGAGUCCGGGGCCAACCCCGACCAGGACCGCCUGGUGGCCGUGUUCUACACGGUGGUGACGCCACUGCUGAACCCUGUGGUAUACACUCUGAGGAACAAGGAAGUGAGGGUGGCUCUGAGGAGGAGCCUGGCGCGGAGCCGCGGUGUUUUUAAAUAA